Messenger RNA from Durio zibethinus, 3114 nucleotides. Lineage: Eukaryota; Viridiplantae; Streptophyta; Magnoliopsida; Malvales; Malvaceae. The record is from RefSeq and is a predicted model, not a curated record.
GAAAGAGUUGUAAAGUGUUCCUUUCUCUCUCUUUCGCUGUUUACGUUUUUUUAGAUUUAUAUUCGUUUCUCUCUCUUUCUUUGAAUCCAAAACUCACCGAUUCAGAUUCCCCUCUACUCUCUACUUCCAGCUCGGCUCAACUCGCCGCUAUAGCUCACCUCUCUCAACCUACUGUUAUUCUUCUUCAUCUCUGAGUGAGUUUCUUUUUAUUUUUUAUCUCGCUUGUGUCUGAAGACGAUCUGGUUAGUUGUGGAUUCCGUAUAUUUUUUGGUUUAAUUUGGUGAGAGUUUGGUGAAGAAUAAAGGAAAAAAAAAAACGAGGGAUUGUUGUUACAUGCGUCCAGGUUAAUUUCAUUUCAAUUAUUUCGUCGAUGAAUACGAGGGAAAUUGAGCAGAUCACUCAUAAAAGGUAGACUAGGACAAACCCUUUUUGGUCCUGCUUGUAGAUCUUUAAAAUUUGUAGUCUCUGUUCACUCAUAUUUGUAGUUCAAAGCUUGGAUUUUACGGGUUUGGGUUUUGAUUAGGGUUUUUCUUUGGGGAUUAAGAUGGACCCUUCUGCAAUUGGUCAUGAUUGCAAGAACAAUAAUUGCGUUGAUAAUUUGAUAGCUGCAAAAAAGUCACUAAAGCUUAGCUUAGAGAAAUCGAAAACCCUAGGACUGGCUCUUGAAAAGGCUGGACCAAGAUUAGAGGAGAUCAACCAAAGAUUGCCUUCCUUAGAAGCUGCUGUCCGCCCAAUUCGUGCCGACAAGGAUGCUCUUGCCGCUGUUGGGGGCCACAUUAACCGAGCUGUCGGCCCUGCUGCAGCAGUGCUUAAGGUUUUUGAUGCUGUUCAUGGACUGGAAAAGUCCCUACUAUCAGAUCCCAGGAAUGAUCUUCCUGGGUAUUUAUCGGUGUUGAAACGUCUUGAAGAGGCAUUAUGGUUUCUGGGUGAUAAUUGCGGGUUGGCAAUUCAAUGGUUGGAAGAUAUAAUUGAGUAUUUGGAGGAUAACAGAGUAGCUGAUGGACUCUUCCUGUCAAAGCUGAAGAAGUUGCUCAAGGGUCCAAGGGAGUUGCAAAAUGAUGGGGAAAAAAUACAUCUUGAUGGUGGGCUUUUAGAUGCUGCGUUAGAUAAAUUGGAAAAUGAGUUUAGACGACUGUUGAUGGAACAUAGUGUGCCACUUCCAAUGUCAUCUCCAUCACUAGGCGAACAAGCAUGCAUUGCACCAUCCCCUUUACCUGUGACUGUUAUUCAGAAAUUGCAAGCAAUUCUUGGUAGGUUGAUUGCUAAUAAUAGACUUGAGAAGUGCAUUACGAUCUAUGUUGAAGUUCGUAGUUUAAAUGUCAGAGCUAGUUUGCAGGCACUUGAUUUGGAUUAUCUUGAGAUCUCAGUCUCAGAAUUUAAUGAUGUGCAGAGCAUAGAGGGGUAUAUAGGACAGUGGGGAAAACAUUUGGAGUUUGCAGUCAAGCACUUGUUUGAGGCAGAGUUCAAACUUUGUAAUGAUGUUUUUGAGAGGAUUGGUCUAGAUGUUUGGAUGGGAUGCUUUGCGAAAAUAGCUGCACAAGCUGGUAUUCUUGCAUUUCUUCAGUUCGGGAAGACUGUUACAGAAAGUAAGAAAGAUCCUAUUAAGCUUCUGAAGUUGUUGGAUAUAUUUACAUCUCUGAACAAAUUGAGAUUGGAUUUCAACCGGCUCUUUGGGGGAGCAGCAUGUAUUGAGAUCCAAAACCUUACAAGAGAUCUCAUCAGGAGUGUGAUUGAUGGUGCAGCUGAAAUUUUCUGGGAACUCUUUGUUCAGGUGGAAUUACAGAAGCAGAGUCCUCCUCCUCAGGAUGGCAGCGUUCCAAGAUUGGUGAGUUUUAUAACUGAUUACUGCAAUAAACUUCUUGGUGAUAAUUAUAAGCCAAUCCUGACCCAAGUUCUGGUCAUUCACCGAAGUUGGAAGCAUGAAAAAUUCCAAGAGAGGAUUCUUGUUAAUGAGGUUUUGAAAAUAAUUAAGGCCGUUGAUUUGAAUUUGGAAACAUGGGUGAAGGCAUAUGAUGAUGCUACCCUGUCCUAUCUUUUUGCCAUGAACAACCACUGGCAUCUGUACAAACACUUAAAGGGGACAAAACUUGGAGAGCUCAUGGGAGAUUCUUGGUUGAGGGAACAUGAGCAGUACAAGGAGUAUUAUUCCACCCGCUUCUUAAGAGAGAGCUGGGGGAAACUCCCUGGUCACUUAAGCCGGGAAGGUUUAAUUCUGUUCUCGGGUAGCCGUGCCACUGCUCGUGAUCUUGUAAAGAAAAGGCUGAAGACUUUUAAUGAAGCUUUCGAUGAGAUGUAUAAGAAGCAGUCUGGUUGGGUUAUCUCAGAAAGAGAUUUGAGGGAGAAGACUUGCCAACUAAUAGUGCAGACAGUGCUGCCUGUGUAUCGAAGUUUUAUGCAAAAUUAUGGGCCAUUGGUAGAGCAAGAUGCAAGUUCCAGUAAGUAUGCGAAGUACACAGUGCAGAGGUUGGAGCAAAUUCUCCUUUCUCUUUUUCUGCCAAGGCGGGAAAGGUAUGGCAGUUUUAAAGACAGGCCAACCAGCGGCAAAUUUGAUAAUGGGGGGUGUGGAACUAUUCCUUAUCAUAUUUCAUAUUUCAUCCUUUGCCCUUGGACAGCGGUUCCUCUAGACAUUGUCAUUUCGUUACUCAAGGAUCAAAUUUUAGGAGUUGCCAGAGUUUGAUGAGAAACAGUUUUGUUCUGUCAAAUGCAAAGCAAAUGGAGGGUCCCGGCCAUAGAAAUGGAGUGUGUUGGGUUGGCAGAUAAUAAUAUUUUCAGGUAUAGCUUUUCCUUUUACUUUAAUAUUCACUCAUUGAUUCAGUUACAAGCUAGUUGGCAUUAAAGCAUAUAAUUUGCUAGAUUUCAUGUACAAAUUUUCUACAUAAAUUGAAACUAGAUGUCUAGCUGUGGUUAAAUUAUUUAGUCAUCAAUUUUCCCAAAAGAAUACAGUUGGAUGAGAUGCUUAUUUAUUUGUGUUAUUGGAUGGCUGUACCUGUUAUUGUGAACUUACCUGUGCAUUAUAGCCAAGAAUCUGCCAAAACACUAUUGGGAAUAAAGUGUUGGCUGAUUCUGUAAUUCUUAUUUCUUCAAGUUUAAAUAUAGUUGUUCAUGCUUGAAAUU